This is a messenger RNA of Rotaria sp. Silwood1, 2019 nucleotides long. NCBI's taxonomy places the organism in Eukaryota, Metazoa, Rotifera, Eurotatoria, Philodinida, Philodinidae. The record is from the annotation of a GenBank genome assembly.
AUGCAUUGGUCUAUCAUUAUUUCAAUAUUGGUUUCAAUACCAAAUAUUAGUGCAUAUGUUGCUAUUGGUGGUAAUUUAGACGGUGUACAUGAUUGGAGUCGUAGUCAACAAUACGUUAAUCUAGUAAGACAAGCUCGUCGAUGGGGUAGUCCAUCUAGUCCUUGGGAUGGAACUGCAACAUUUGAUCCUAUAACUGGAUGGCCUACACAAGAUUUUGGAAUAGUAUUAUCUACAGCUGCUGUUGAUAUGGGUGGAACAUAUUUAUUAACAGCUCAAGGUAAUGCACAAGUGACUGUAUAUGGUGGUUCAACGGCAGGACGUAUUGCAAAUAAAACGUAUAAUGCUUUGACAAAUACUCUAUCAGCUUUAGUAAUUAUACCACAAGGUGCAGUUCAAAUAAUGCUUAGUUUCACAAAUACAAGUGGUCCUGGUUUGCAAAAUAUAAGUGUAUUGCAACCUGGUUAUGAUUUAGCAUCAAAAUCAAAUAUUACUAAUUUAACGUUAGCACAUUUAUCACGUUUUAGUAUCUUACGUUUUAUGGAUUGGACUAGCACAAAUAGUAAUCUAGAUGUUAAUUGGAACGAUACAACAUCACUCUAUUGGCCACAAUAUACACCACCUAAAACCAAUGCAUGGGAAACAAUACCAUUGAUUGCAAAUCAACUUCAAUCGAAUACUGAUAUUUGGAUAAAUAUCCCAUAUGGUGCAACGGAUGAUUAUGUACUAAAUGUAGCACAAUUAAUGUUAAAUCAAUUAAAUCCAACAAUUAAUAUUUAUAUUGAAUUUUCAAAUGAAUUAUGGAAUUCUAUGUUUGCACAAUCUACAGCAAAUGUUAAAGCUGCAAAUGAUUCUGUUUUGAAUCAAGGUGAUCCAUUACAUUUAGCUUAUGAUAAUAGUACUAAUUAUUGGUAUUGGGGAUUUCGACGAACAGCAUCACAAACCAAACGUAUAUCUGAUCUAUUUAAAACUGUAUUUGGUCAAGAAAAUGUUGGUCCAUGGAAACGAGUUCGACCAAUUUUAGCUGGUCAAUGUGUAAAUCCAACAAUACUUACACAAGGUUUAGAUUAUUUAAAUAAAGUUUAUGGUCCACCAUCAACAUUUCUUCAUGGUAUUGCUAUUGCUCCUUAUUUUACUUUAGCACAAUAUAAAACAUGGUCAAAUUUAACAACAGAUCAAGUUAUUGAAGGACUUAAUUCUAGUAUGCAAACAUUUUUACCUGAACAAGGUUGGAGUCAACAAGCACCAGUUGGUGUACAUGCUGUUUAUGCUGCUUGGUAUGGAUUAGCUGUUCAUGGUUAUGAAGGAGGUCCAGAUACAGUUGCAGGUUGUGGAAGUUGUUCAUUAUCAGCUAAAAUCAAUGCUACACGUGAUAAUCGUAUGACUGAUUUGUGUGUAUCAUUUUUAAAUGGUUGGUAUCGAUAUGGAUUUCAACCAUUGAAUUGGUGGGUUACUGGAGCAUCUUCGAUAACAGCGUAUGGUUCAUGGAAUUUACUAGAAGAUAUGAGACAAGAAACAUUAAUCGAUACAACAACAAUGUUUAAUUCAUCAUCACCUGUUGCACAACUUCCACGACCAUCACCAAAAUUAAAAGCUAUCGAUCAAGUUCAUCAAAGUUCAAUACAAACAACAUUUGGCAUACCUAUACCAUCUUAUAAUGUGAACGCUACCAAUUUUAUGAAUCAUCGUGAACCGUAUACAGAUCCAUAUUUAAGAUAUUUAGGUUCAAAUUCAACAUUUUAUUAUCCAUUACUAGUUAAUCAAUCACCAAUAGCAAUUAAUAUAACUGUUUAUGUUGGUGGUAGCUCAGGUAUAUUAGAAGCAGCGAUUAAUAAUGCAAAUUUUAUUCAAGUACAAACACCAUCAACAGGAAAUACGGCAGUAUUUAAACCAGCACCAUCAUUUCAAUUUAAAAUAAAUGUAACAGCUGUUCCAUCAAUAGUAACACUUCGUUUAAGAAAUAUUCGAAAUGGUUAUUCUAUUUCUAGUUUUGAUGUUGUACCAACAAUAAAUUCAACAUAA